This is a messenger RNA of Archocentrus centrarchus (flier cichlid), 3403 nucleotides long. RefSeq names its product nuclear receptor subfamily 2, group E, member 1 (gene nr2e1). The coding region runs from base 439 to 1632 and encodes 397 amino acids. Gene Ontology annotation, biological process: regulation of DNA-templated transcription. The transcript is spliced from 10 exons. Gene Ontology annotation, molecular function: zinc ion binding; sequence-specific DNA binding; DNA-binding transcription factor activity. The record is from RefSeq and is a predicted model, not a curated record. NCBI's taxonomy places the organism in Eukaryota, Metazoa, Chordata, Actinopteri, Cichliformes, Cichlidae.
GAGGCUCCCACCAUAAAGUCACAUCGUGUCCUGGUUUUAACAAGUUUUGUACCCUAAGAAUAUCGGAAAAUUAUCUCUUUUUUUCUUUCUUUCUUUCUUUUUCGCCACCGCGUUGGCAAUAUCGGAUGCGCUCCAGGCAGCGUUUUUCCAACUCGAACUUUACGCACCGGCUACUGCGCCACUAGCUGGAGAGCUGCUGUCGCCGCUUACCGGUUGCUGUCCCGGGGCUCCUGUCCCUGGUUCUCCGGACUCUUUUGUGUCGAGGCCAAAGAUCGCUGACACAAUGUACAACUGCAUGUCUUAAUUUGUGGCUCUCGAUCGAUCGGAAGUUCACUUUCUGUCAAGUUGGGUUCGGGAUUUUGACUUGUCUUUCUCGUCGCUGCUGAAGAGGAGAAAGAGGACGCUUUUUAUUCUGAUUCUCUACAAGACCGAGGAUCCAUGAUGAGCAAACCCACCGGCUCAACAAGUGGCUGUUUGGAUAUUCUGAAUGUCAAAUCAAGUCGGAUUCUGGACAUCCCAUGUAAAGUGUGCGGCGACCGCAGCUCAGGGAAACACUACGGUGUUUACGCCUGUGAUGGCUGCUCGGGAUUCUUCAAGAGGAGCAUCCGCAGAAACCGGACCUAUGUGUGUAAAUCUGGCUCGCAGGGUGGUUGUCCCGUAGACAAAACUCACAGAAACCAGUGCCGAGCGUGUCGUUUGAAAAAGUGUCUGGAAGUGAACAUGAAUAAAGACGCCGUUCAGCACGAGAGGGGGCCUCGAACAUCUACAAUUCGCAAACAGGUCGCUCUGUAUUUCCGGGGCCACAAAGAGGUGAAUGGUUCCUCGGCACAUUUCCCCGGAUCCUCGCUGCCCGGUCCUCCCUUUUUCACCACCGUCACCCAGCUGGAGCCUCACAACUUGGAGAUGAGCACAGUAGCCACUACACCGGAAAGACAGGCCAUCGUGGGUCUAGCGCAGCCAACUCCCAAGUAUCCCCAUGAGGUCAGUGGCACCCCCAUGUAUCUGUACGAGGUGGCGACGGAGUCUGUGUGCGAGUCAGCCGCGCGCCUUCUCUUCAUGAGCAUCAAGUGGGCAAAAAGUGUGCCCGCCUUCUCCACCCUCCCUUUAUCUGAUCAGCUGAUUCUGCUGGAGGAUGCUUGGAGGGAAUUAUUUGUUCUGGGCAUCGCGCAGUGGGCCAUUCCCGUGGACUCCACCACUCUUCUCGCUGUUUCUGGGCUGAACACUGAAAACACGGAGAGUCAGCGGAUGAACAAGAUCAUGUCUGAGAUUCAAGCACUUCAAGAGGUGGUCACCAGAUUCCGACAGAUGCGCCUUGACGCGACCGAGUUUGCCUGCUUGAAAUGUAUCGUAACAUUCAAAGCUGUUCCUACGCAUGGCAGCACAGAAUUAAGAAGUUUCCGCAACGCUAGCGCCAUUGCUGCUCUCCAAGAUGAAGCCCAGCUCACUCUCAACAGUUAUAUACACACCAGGUACCCGACUCAGCCGUGUCGUUUCGGUAAGCUCCUCCUGCUGCUGCCGGCGCUUCGCUCUGUCAGCCCGUCCACCAUAGAGGAGGUGUUCUUCAAAAAGACCAUCGGCAACGUUCCCAUCACCAGGCUCCUCUCCGACAUGUACAAGUCCAGCGAUAUAUGAAUUCUCGUCAUCUGCCGGGGUGGGGUGGGGCAUGGAAAGAGACUCGAGACCCACGAGGAGACCCACUGAACAAUCAACACAGACUGUCAAAUCAUAGCAGGUGUAGCCACGGGCUGAAGCACAAAAUCUCUUAGGCUGUUUUAAUAUAGCCUAUUUAGGCAUAGGCUCCAUUGAACACAGCCGGAUCACCACUUAGCCUGUUAACAGUUGCUCUAGUUGAGGAUUAGCAUGUACCUUUGAUUACAGACCUGCCUCUAUGAUUCUGAAAACUGUAAUAUCUUGUGGGCAAACAGCCUGCAGCGUUUAAAUGUCGCCUUAAGACUGUGGAGAGCACCUGCCAAGCACGAUUCACAAAAACAUGCUGUACAUUAAGACGUUUUUUCAGAGUGUCUACGAGACCAAUGAGCUUGACGACCAAUUCAAUUUUUUUUUUUUUAAUUAUUGCUGUGUUCAACCCCAAACGGAGGAAACCAAAAAAAAAAAAAUCUGAUCUGGGAGGGGGGAUGUGGGGGGGGGUGGCGAGUCGCUGUUCCACAUUCCGGUGCUGAAACCAAAAGCACGGAAAAGGUGCCAGCCCCAUGUAUGGUGCAGGAGUUUUUAAAGGAUGCGCUUGCACUGUCCAACCCCCUGACUGUAAAAUUACAUUCAUCUGAAAAAUGGUGUUUGUAUUUAAAUGGCUGUACUGUUUGUGUUGGUGCGUCCUGUUUAAGGCGCAGCAUUUAAAAAAAAACAAAAACAAACAAAAACCCACAACGUUUAGGUCGACUUUUUGAAGUAAGACACUAACACUGGAUAAAAUCUUACUCAGCACUUGGAAAUGUUUUUGUGGCCUGUGAUGUUUUUAUUCUGUUGUUUUAAAAAAGAAAUGCAGUUAUAACUAUUUAGAGUUGUAACCAAUAAAAGACACUGAAGUAAAGAGUUUUCAUAUAAACUAACAUAGGUGCAUAUAGUAAAACUACCAGCUGCAUCCCUGGCCUCAUAGCAAACAGUGGUGUUGGUUUCAUAUCUUUUAAUUACAGUAACACUUUAUAAGGAUGUAGAGUUCACACUAAAUUAUUAAACACUAAUGCAUGCAUCUUGAUUUAAUGCAGGAUUUAUUAUGAAUCCCUGUAGCUCACAUUAAUAAUCAACUCAGUAUCAGUUAAUGUGAUUUGUUAGUGCUUUACAAAGUAAUGAAUAAUUUAGUCACUUUUUGUGUGUGUGUGUGUGGGGGGGGGGCACCAAAUGAACUGGACUUUAGUUACAUAAAACUGUUCAUUUGGGAUUCAUGUGUUUGAUUAAUCUCUCCAAAAUCUGAGCAGCACUUCCUCUGGUAGGACAUAUGCUGCUAUCAAAUCCUGUGUUCAAAUUUAAAUUUUUACAUGGCGCUGCAUGAGCCAAAAGUCCUCAUUUCUUAUGUGUGCAACACACGGGAGGCACAUGUGGUUUUUUUACAAAAAAAAAAAAAAAAAAUUAUGUACAGACAUGUUUGUUACAAAAAGCCUAACAAAUAGUCCUGAGGGUAAGAUGAAACGGCAUUUUAGUUUAACCAGAUUCCAGUUAUAUUGUUGUGACACAUAAAUACAAUACAUAAAAAAAAAAGUUCUGUAUUUUGCAUCCAUUAAACGCAGUGACCUGGCCCUUAAUACAUCCUGUAUGUUUAAACUGUCACAAGUCAUUUAUUGCAUCAUUUGUAUCUUUGGCAGCCUUAUUAAAUAUUCCCCAUUAGAAGUAACUCCUGUGUGAGUACACACUCAGGGCUGUAUUAAUAAGCUCUCUGAAUAGCCAUAGG